GUUAUUUAUUUUCUACUUAUUCGAUAUAAUCUCGAAAUUUGUAAUCUCAUUCGCAUCGUCGACGGGGGAAGUCCCUGGUGUUCUAUAUAUAAUCCAGCUAUUUGUAAAUUCAGUGCUUUCUUCAUUUAAUGAACUACAAUUCAACUUUUGAACUCUGAAUUCAUAUUUCAUAUCUCGUGAGCAUAUUAAAAUCUGCUGCAGUGAAACAAUAAAUUCCACUCUAGUGUCGAAAAAAUUGAUCGCGAGUCGUAACAAAAGCAAGUUCGGAUUUGGAGAACUUUCGAGGGGCGUGUCCACGUUAUCAAAUGGGGGCAACAUAUUCUCCUCGAGAAAUCGAUCCCGUUCAUCCAAGUAAAACUGAGCAAUUAGCCAUGUGGAUAAAUCGUGUUCGUUCGAAAAAAGUAAUGCGUCGUAGAAACCGGAAACGCGAUCUCAGAGUCGAGGCGGUGCUGACGUCUGCGCUCUUCAAGGCCGAGUUUGAGUUGCGCACGAAGCAACGCUUGCGCAACAUCAAGUGGCAGGAACUAAAAAAGGAACUGAUGCUUGACUACAAAUAUGGCAGCCCGAAUUGCAGUGAAGAAUAUUCAAAUUACUUGCGAUGUCAUGAUCACAAUCCGUGGAAAGAACCUGUCUGCGAGGAAUUAAAUAGUCUGAACGAAUUUAUGACCCAGUUGAGUGAAAUCAAAAUUCCAAUUGAGCGAUGAGCAUCUCUAGGGGCGAAGCUAUUAUUUACCUGUCGACAUUUGUGCUGAUGUCGUUAGUCGUACCUUUGACGUUUUUAGGUUAAUGAUGCCUUUGCCUCGACCAGUGAUUG
Molecule: messenger RNA, 814 nt
Organism: Belonocnema kinseyi
Lineage: Eukaryota; Metazoa; Arthropoda; Insecta; Hymenoptera; Cynipidae
Exons: 1
Coding region: 306-704 (132 amino acids)
Source: RefSeq, a predicted model, not a curated record